GGAAACCUCUGCCCCGCCUUUCUCCAUCUCUUUAUCAGGCCUUAUCAACGCUGCUUCUUAUUAAAGAGCGACCAUAUUCCACCAUUGACCAAAUCUCCACAACACAACUCCAAUACCAAUAAACAUCAAUAUACAUCCAAUCCAAAAUCCUAACACGACAAAAAAUAAUACACCAAAACAACGCGCACACCUUAAAUACCAAACCUGUACCAAGAUGGACACCUCUCAUUCCACCAAAAAUUCCAAUCGAUUGGCCGAUUCAGCAAACCCCAAGCACCUCAAAUCAAUCAACAGAAUUAUCCGAGAUGCCGGAUUUCGCAGCAUGCCACAUUUUAUGGCUUCAUAUGGAUUGCAAUUAAAUAAUGAUGAACAUCUAGCGCAAGCAUAUGAAAUUAUUGAGAGGAUGUAUGAGAUGGACUUGACGGUAGAGAAUCUGAGGAGACUGGAGUUUAGGAGGGGUAGCGACGAAGAGAAUGUAGAGGAUAAUCGAGGUGCGGAGAGCUGGGAUGAAGAAGAUCGUAUAGUAGAAACAUGCGGUCUUGUGGAAGUGGUUGGCUAUGGGGGAGCGAAGAACUCGAAUAAAAAAGAUCCUAUAGUAGAAACAUGCGGUCUUGUGGAAGUGGUUGGUUAUGGGGGAGCGAAGAACUCGAAAAGAAAAGAUCCUAUAGUAGAAACAUGCGGUCUUGUGGAAGUGGUUGGUUAUGGGGGAGCGAAGAGCUCGGUAGAGGAAGUUAGAAAGUUCGGAAGAGAAACUGGAGAGCUUCGAAGAAGAAGAUAGUGCAGUAGAAUCGAUUGGAUUUGCGGAUUUCUACGAUGAUCAGGAUGAUUUCGAGGAUGCUUUUGAAGAUGACUUUUUCUACGAUAGCUAGUUUUGCAAUCAAGAUGACUAGCACUAUCAAAUUGACAUUUCGAUUCCUCGUUGGUUAGACAUAUGAUACCAAGAGCGCCCUUUGACAGGUUGGUGAUAGAGAAAUAAACUUUAUCUCCCCCA
Botrytis cinerea B05.10 is the source of this 991-nucleotide messenger RNA. RefSeq lists its product as hypothetical. NCBI's taxonomy places the organism in Eukaryota, Fungi, Ascomycota, Leotiomycetes, Helotiales, Sclerotiniaceae. The record is from RefSeq and is a predicted model, not a curated record. The transcript has a single exon. Bases 215 to 778 code for a protein of 187 amino acids.